Messenger RNA from Corylus avellana, 1922 nucleotides. Its product is annotated as AAA-ATPase At3g50940-like. The record is from RefSeq and is a predicted model, not a curated record. Lineage: Eukaryota; Viridiplantae; Streptophyta; Magnoliopsida; Fagales; Betulaceae. Gene Ontology annotation, molecular function: ATP hydrolysis activity; ATP binding.
GCUUAAUUCCAUCACCAUCAGUUUAAUUCCCUACAAAUCUUUCACAUCGGUUUAUUCCUUGAUGCUAUUGAUUAUCAUUAUCAAUGUGUCAAGUAGUUCCCCUGGUCCAUGACUUUACACACGGUUGCUGACGGUGUUAAUCAUCUACCAAUGUCAGUUAUCUUCCUCCAUGACCUGCUUCUUCUUGUGUGUCUUAGUAAUAUCUACUGAUGCACUGAUUUUGGAAAAUUUCCUUCCAGUUUUCUCCUUAGAGCUCUUUGGCCACUCAGCUUUCUCCUGAUCAUCAUGUUCUCUCUAACAAGCAUGCCUUCAUCAACAUCAGCUCUAUCAGCAUAUACCUCUUUCACUGCAUUCGUAAUGCUGCUCCGGACUCUCAUCAAUGAGUUCAAAACCAUAAUCACCCAGCUCAUUCCAAAACAACUCCAAGAGAAUUUCUUAUCGAGGCUUGAAGGCUUUUUUGGAAGUCUCUCAUCAUCUCAAAUGACUCUUGUCGUUGAUGAAUACAACGGGCUUUCCAUCAACGAAAUUUACCAGGCUUCUGAACUCUAUUUAACCACAAGAAUUACCCCUUCAAUCCGACAGCUUAAGGUUUUCAAGACCCCGUGUGAGAAGAAGCUCUCCAUCACCGUCAACAAAGGAGAAAAGAUUGUCGACAUAUUCGAGGGAAUACAUUUCACAUGGGAAUUCGUUUCCACCGAAAAGCAGAAAUCAUAUUAUGAUUCUGAAAGGGGCUCUCAGGCAACAGAAACAACUGAAAGUAGAUCAAUUCUACUCAAUUUUCCCAAGAAAUACAAAGAAGAGGUACUCAACACUUAUCUGCCACAUGUGGUUGGCAUAUCAAAAGCCAUACAGGAAGAAAAUAAGGUGUUGAAACUCUAUUCACUCGGACGCUUCUUCACAUGGGAAUACAUUCAUCUUGAACACCCAUCCACUUUUGAUACACUGGCAAUGGAUCCAAAGCAAAAAAGAGAUUUGAUGGAUGACUUGGACAGAUUUGUGAAGAGAAGGGACUUUCAUAGGAGAGUGGGAAAGGCAUGGAAACGUGGUUACCUUCUAUAUGGUCCUCCUGGUACAGGCAAGUCAAGCUUGAUAGCAGCCAUGGCUAAUUACCUGAAAUUUGACAUCUAUGAUUUGGAGCUUACAAAUUUAAGUAGCAAUUCAGAGCCCAGGAGACUGUUAGCCUCUAUUGCAAAUCGAUCUAUUCUUGUAAUUGAGGAUAUUGAUUAUAUCAUUGAACUUCAAGACCGAUAUCGAUAUGGAGGAUCCGAUGAUGCCGAUAGCCAGCUAACACCAUCUGGGUUGCUUAAUUUUAUGGAUGGGCUAUGGUCAAGCUGUGGAGAAGAGAGAAUUAUUGUGUUCACAACCCACCACAAAGACAUAAUCAAAAAUCCUCCAUAUGAAGAUAUGCCCGAAGAAGAAAAAGAAGAAGAAGACUCUGAAUAUGACGAUGAGCCUGAAGAACAUCUAGACCCUUCAUUCUUGAGACCAGGCCGCAUAGACAUGCACAUCCACAUGUCGUAUUGCACUCCAUGUGGGUUCAAGAUCCUUGCUUCCAACUACCUGAGAGUUGAAAGUCACAGCCUGUUUGCUGAAAUAGAAGAACUAUUAAAGCAAGUGGAGGUCACCCCGGCAGAGGUUGCAGAAGAACUGAUGAAAAACGACGACGUUGACAUCGCCCUUGCAGGACUGGUUACAUUCCUUCAACGUCUAAAUGGUUUAAUAUAGCCAAUUGGGUUGAAUUGAGAGUUCGGCCCAUUCAAGCAAUAGUUAAGCCAUUUCAGUUGUAAAAGUUGUUAGUUUGUUAGCUGGGCCGUGAAAGUCGUUAUGGGCUUCAGUCUAUAAAAGGCCCAUCAAUGUUAUUGUAAAAACCGUCUGUUUCAAUUGAAUAAUUAGUCGGUCCCCUUGCAGAGCUACUAAUAAAA